AGUUCACAGAAACUUGUUCCUAAUCGGAGACGGAAGGGUAAACUGAUUGAGGUUCGGCUUCCCUAUAAAUUACGAUUACCCCACCAAUUCCCACUUUUAUGUAUUCUUCAAGCUGAUCUCUCUUCUACCUUGCAUCUUACGUGAAGUAGACCAGCGAUUUCCAGUUUUAAGGCUACUGCUGCAGUUUGUGAGUGCUACUGCUUUGAUUCUUCUCAGACAACCGUUGGAGAUGAGUCAGAAAGGCCUAAUAUACAGCUUUGUUGCUAAAGGAACUGUUGUUUUAGCAGAACACACAUCAUUCUCAGGGAAUUUUAGUACCAUUGCUGUUCAAUGCUUACAGAGAUUGCCUUCUAACGGCAGCAAAUGCACAUACUCAUGUGAUGGAUAUACAUUCAACUUUCUUCUUGACAGUGGAUUUGUCUUUCUCGCUGUUGCGGAUGAAUCAGUUGGAAGGAAUAUGCCAUUUGUAUUUCUGGAGCGUGUGAAAGAUGACUUUAAACAGCGUUAUGGAUCAAGUAUCAAGGAAGAGGACCCUCACCCACUUGCAGAUGAUGAGGACGAUGAUGAUCUAUUUCUUGACCGAUUCAGUGUUGCAUACACUCUUGACAGAGAAUUCGGGCCAAGGCUUAAGGAGCACAUGCAAUAUUGCAUGAAUCAUCCAGAAGAAAUGAGUAAACUUUCCAAGCUGAAGGCUCAAAUAACAGAGGUGAAAGGAGUUAUGAUGGAUAACAUUGAAAAGGUUUUAGAUCGUGGAGAACGGAUCGAGCUUCUGGUGGACAAAACAGAAAACCUACAAUUCCAGGCCGAUAACUUUCACCGACAAGGGAGGCAACUUCGGCGAAAAAUGUGGCUGCAGAGUUUACAAAUGAAGCUGAUGGUUGGGGGAGGAAUCUUGGUGCUGUUCAUCAUACUUUGGUUUGUUGUAUGUGGUGGUUUCAAAUGUUGAUUUUGGUAAAGUUAGUAGCAUAUGAGUGUUUUCUUAAACUUGGCUAUGUAUGCAAACUGUUACCAAGUCUAUGUAAUAUAUGCCUUGCCUGCCCCUCUUGUUCAGCUUUUAA
Messenger RNA from Cucurbita maxima (winter squash), 1058 nucleotides. Its product is annotated as vesicle-associated membrane protein 727-like. Lineage: Eukaryota; Viridiplantae; Streptophyta; Magnoliopsida; Cucurbitales; Cucurbitaceae. Gene Ontology annotation, biological process: vesicle-mediated transport. The transcript is spliced from 6 exons. The record is from RefSeq and is a predicted model, not a curated record. Gene Ontology annotation, cellular component: membrane. The coding region runs from base 230 to 946 and encodes 238 amino acids.